AUGGGAAAAAAUUCAAAAAAAAGUGUCAGAGAGAAAAAAAAAAGAGAUGAAAAAGAUAGUAACUCUAAAAAAAAAUCUAAAGUGAAUUCAAGAGAAGAAAUAGGAAAAUCAUCGAAAGAUAAUAACAAAGAAAAUGAAAAAGUUCAUAAAAGUGAUUCAGCUAAAGAAAGUAAAGUUCCUAAGAGGAAUAAAAACGAAACUGAAAUCAAUAAAAAGCCUGAUACAAUAAAUAAAGUAAACGGCAGUCAUCGUGGUAAUACUUGUUUUCUUUGUUUUUGCUGUGGAGGAAAUGAAGAUGAAAAAUUGAAUGAAUUAAUACUGGAAGAAGAGAAACUAAGAGAAAAAGAAAGGAAAAGGAAAGAAAAAGAAGAAGAAAGAAUAAAAAGAGAAGAAGAAAAAAAAGAAAAAAAAAAAAGAGAAGAAGAAGAAGAAAGGGAAAGAGAACGAUUAAUAUUAGAAGAACAAGAAAAUGAAAGACUAAGAUUAUUAGAAGAAAAAGAAAAAUUAAGGUUAUUAGAGGAAGAGAAACAAAAACAGUUAGAAGAAGAAAAAAAAACAAAAAAAGAUACAAUAUUAAAAAAGAAAGAAAUUAAACCAAAAAUAUUUGCAAAAAAAAAAGCAAAAUUAAAUUUUAUUGGAGCAGCAUCAGCACCUAAUCCCCCUCCAGAAUCUGCUUGUGUUGGUGAUCCUCCUGAAGUAAAAGAAACUUCUGUUUCCAUACAAGAAGGGGUUUAUCUUAUUUACAAUCCAGAAAAUGAUGGACAAUUAGAAUUACAUUAUUCUAAAACUGGAAAAAAAGGGAAAGGUGUCUUAGCUUAUAUUCAUUCUAAAACAAUACCAGACUUUUACUUUGAAAAAAAUAAAGGUAGAGAAAUUAUAUUUACAGAAGUAUCUAAAAAAAUGCAAAGUAUUUAUAUAAAUGAUCUAAAACCAUACUACGAAUGCUAUAUUGAAUUUAUAAAGAUGAAAAAAAAAUUCAAUGGAGUUCUAUAUUUUUUGCCUGCCUUUGAUGAGCAACCCCCCCCCAAACUGGAUAUUGUUUUUUUUGACAGUAAAGCAAAAAAGUUAAAUUUCGUACCUGUAGAAAAAGCAGUAGAAUUUAAAGGAGAUUACCUAUUUAUAAUCCAGAAAGGGUUAGAAAUAUUCAAGAAAGAAAUAAAUGUUGAAUCACUCUUUUCUUAUAUAAAUAGCUACGGAGCUUUAUUAAGUUUAUCUUGA
Plasmodium relictum is the source of this 1218-nucleotide messenger RNA. RefSeq names its product conserved Plasmodium protein, unknown function. The record is from RefSeq and is a predicted model, not a curated record. The transcript is spliced from 2 exons. Lineage: Eukaryota; Apicomplexa; Aconoidasida; Haemosporida; Plasmodiidae. Bases 1 to 1218 code for a protein of 405 amino acids.